ACCACCAGUCACACACACCUCAUCACCGGAGCAAGAAAGCCUUAUUCUUCGCCAUGGCAUUGGCCUCGUGCUCCAGUACCUUUCGCUGCAACCACGCAGCGGCAGCGGCACCGUGGUCACAUCCCAGAACUAGACCCAGAAGCUUCCGGGGGCGGAGGAGCUCCAUUAUCAAAGCAGCCGUCACCACCGAUGCCAAGCAAAACCUGAAGACCCCAUUGCAGUACAGGAAGCUCGGGGACUCGGACCUUGUAAUUAGCGAAAUCACUCUCGGAACCAUGACAUUCGGCGAGCAAAACACAGAGAAAGAAGCUCAUGAGAUUCUCAGCUACGCAUUUGAAAAUGGGAUUAACGCAUUGGACACUGCCGAGGCUUACCCAAUUCCCAUGAAGAAGGAGACACAAGGGAGCACUGAUCGCUACAUUGGCAGUUGGCUCAAGUCUCAACCCCGCGAUAAGGUUGUUUUGGCAACAAAAUUAGCUGGCUAUUCAGAGAGGUCAAGUCAUUUGCGUGACAAUGCCACGGUUUUGCGGGUGGAUGCAGCAAACAUUAGAGAAAGUGUAGAGAAAAGCCUAAAGCGCCUUGGGACAGAUUACAUUGAUUUAAUACAAAUUCAUUGGCCAGAUCGCUAUGUGCCAUUAUUUGGUGGGUAUUCAUAUGAAUUUUCAAAAUGGAGGCCAAGUGUACCAUUCGUGGAGCAACUGAAGGCUUUUCAAGAACUCAUUGACGAAGGAAAGGUACGCUACAUUGGUGUUUCUAAUGAGACUUCAUAUGGAGUGAUGGAAUUUGUACAUGCAGCUAAAGUUGAAGGGCUACCAAAGAUAGUCAGUAUCCAAAACAAUUACAGUCUUCUAGUUAGAACUCAUUUUGAAAUUGACCUUGUUGAAGUCUGCCACCCAAAAAAUUACAACAUUGGCUUGCUGGCUUAUUCUCCACUGGCGGGUGGAUCACUGAGUGGGAAGUACAUAGAUAGCACUUCCGAAGCUUCUAAAAAAGGGAGGCUAAACCUUUUCCCCGGCUACAUGGAAAGAUAUAACAAGUCUUCUGCUAGGGAAGCAACAAUAAAGUACAUCGAGCUCGGCAAGAAGUACGGGCUAACUCCAGUUCAGCUUGCACUUGGAUUUGUACGGGACCGUCCAUUUGUGACAAGUUCAAUCGUUGGUGCAACUUCCGUCACCCAACUGAAGGAAGAUAUUGAUGCUUUUCUGUUGACUGAGAGGCCUUUACCGCAAGAAGUGAUGGCUGAUAUUGAAGAGAUUUUCAAGAGAUACAAAGACCCUACCAUUUGAAAAAGUGGCCUUUGGAAGUGUAAUUAUUACUUGUCUUGCAACAUCAGCUUAAGAUAAUGAUCGAACGUCGACGAUAUCCCUUGUUGGCGUGGGCAAUUCCGAUUUUGCGGUGACCAAAAACCAUGAGAGAAGGAAGCCUGAACUUCCCCUUUGGUGUCUUUAUGUAUCCCUGUAGUUUUUCUUGUGUAUUUUCCUCCAAUGUUUCUGUCCUUGGAUUGAACCUUGUAUAUUUUCCUCCAAAUGAGAGCCUGGGUCGCAUAUGUCUGAGUUAUAGAUAGAAAGUUACGAGAUUGUCAA
Molecule: messenger RNA, 1583 nt
Organism: Pyrus x bretschneideri (Chinese white pear)
Lineage: Eukaryota; Viridiplantae; Streptophyta; Magnoliopsida; Rosales; Rosaceae
Product: protein tas
Exons: 7
Coding region: 54-1286 (410 amino acids)
Molecular function (GO): oxidoreductase activity
Source: RefSeq, a predicted model, not a curated record